This is a messenger RNA of Daldinia loculata, 1884 nucleotides long. RefSeq names its product FAD-binding domain-containing protein. The transcript is spliced from 5 exons. Gene Ontology annotation, molecular function: oxidoreductase activity; FAD binding. The coding region runs from base 1 to 1884 and encodes 627 amino acids. NCBI's taxonomy places the organism in Eukaryota, Fungi, Ascomycota, Sordariomycetes, Xylariales, Hypoxylaceae. The record is from RefSeq and is a predicted model, not a curated record.
AUGUCACAUUUUUGCAAGAACGAGCACAGUAUUCUGAUGACCUGUGCCAACUUUGCCUUCGAGGCUGAACAGCUUACGGAGGAUGAUAUUGGUGACUUCUCGGCCAUAGCAUUUGGCAAUGCAUCUACUGCGGCACCCCCGGACGACGAUGACACACCGGACUGUAGAGAAUACCCGGGAACACCUAACUGGCCUCUCGGUGAAGAAUGGUCGCGGCUGAACAGCUCGCUAGGAGGAGCCUUGAUCAAGGGAGUCCCGCCUGCGGCAGUAUGUUAUGACGGACCUUACAAGGACGAAGCUGCGUGUACUUAUCUCACGUGGAACGCAACUUUUACUCGCUUUUACAUGAACGAUCCGGUCACAGUAUUUUCGGAAUGGCCCGAGGGAGAUACCUGCCACACAAUGUUUGGGCAGCAAACUGGCGAGAAUUGUACCCAGGGUGCUUUCCCUGUCUAUGUUGUCAACGCCACGACGGUGAGGCAGAUCCAAAUCGCUGUUAAUUUUGCCAGGAAUAGGAACCUCCGACUCGUCAUCAAGAACACCGGGCACGAUUUUGUCGGUCGAUCGUCCGGCUUCGGAAGUCUCAGUAUCUGGACACACUGGCUGAAAGACUUCGAAUUCCUACCCCAUUAUCGAAUCGGGGCGUACAAUGGCAGGGCAGCUAGAGUCGGUGUUGGCAUUGAGAGCUGGGAGAUGUUCGCAUACAUGAACCGCUAUAAUAUGACGGCACUAGUUGCGGGAGGCUAUACCGUUGGAGCAUAUGGGGGUUGGAUAGCAGGUGGCGGACACUCUGCCUUAGCUUCCAAGUACGGCCUUGGUGCUGAUCAAGCUCUGUCCAUCCAAGUAGUGACGGCCGACGGCAGAUUCGUCACCGCCGAUCCGCAUCAGAAUACAGACUUGUUCUACGCGCUGCGAGGUGGUGGAGGGAGCACUUAUGGCGUCGUAACGUCCUUCAUAAUCAAGGUUCACCCGCCGACAAAAGUUCUAACAUCGUCCAUAGCCUUCUUUUCAGGUGGCCUCAAUAUCUCUGGACCGAGUGAUACUAAAAGGUUCUGGGAGGGUUUCGAUCUAUACCAUGAAUUCGGUAAGAAAAUAGUCGACAAUAGCGGUACAGCAUGUUAUGUGUCUCGCCUUUUCGGUAACAGCAGCUUCAGCUUCACAGCAGACAUCGAACUCCCGAACGUGUCAGAAGAAUACCUAUUCGAAUUUGUGCAACCACUGGUGAACGACUUAAAUGCGAUCGGACUAAAUGUAACUAACCAGAAGCCGCAUCCGGCUACAAACUGGGCGUCUCUCACGGAGGGCACAGGCGAUAUCCCGGGCAGUUCGCGCUUCGGCAGCCGUCUGUGGCCGCGCGCCAACUUCGAGGACCCGGACUUGUUUAAGGCGACACAGCUCGCGAUCCGGGAGUCGAUCGAAGCGGGCUACACGUUCCACGGGAUCCACAUGAAGCCGACCGAAGAGGUGGCAGGAUACCCAGGCAACAACGCGGUCAACCCGGCGUUCCGCAAGGCCAUCAUACACGCCGACUUGUACGACUACUCGAUGCUACGGGGCUUGUCGCCAGCCGCUUUCAAGGCGACGCACGCGCAGCUGGCUAGCGCCAUGGAUAAGUGGCGGGCGGUGUCGCCGGGAGCGGGCGCAUAUUUUAACGAGUGCGACGUCCAGGAGCCGAACUGGCAACAGGCCUUCUUCGGGAGUAACUACGGGAGACUGCUGCGGAUUAAGCGCCGACAUGACCCCUGGGGAGUGUUCUACGCGCCGACGACGGUCGGUAGCGAGGACUGGGUGGUGCUUACGGAGGAUGAUAUGCCUACGCAGAAUGGGCCGUUGUGUAGAGCGGAUUCGGUAGUGGCGAGGAGGGGAUUUAGAAAGGUGAAGUAG